This is a messenger RNA of Drepanopeziza brunnea f. sp. 'multigermtubi' MB_m1, 2070 nucleotides long. RefSeq lists its product as uncharacterized. The record is from RefSeq and is a predicted model, not a curated record. NCBI's taxonomy places the organism in Eukaryota, Fungi, Ascomycota, Leotiomycetes, Helotiales, Drepanopezizaceae.
AUGGCCGACCGGAACCCCAACCACAACCACCCCCAGCUCAACGUCCCCGAUCCAAACCCGGAUUUCCAAGACGCAGUCCCCGGCCGAGUGAGGACCGAUUCACCAAGGAGUCAGGGCUCUAGCAUUCUCUCCCCCGUCACAGUAGGCAGCGCACCCGAACGACCGCGCGCUUACGGCCGCCGCCCUUCGAUCCGCAUCCGCCGCCUCAGCUCUGUGCAGAAUUUCAGGCCAGGUGCCUGUCCCGUCGAAGGGACCAGCACGCUGGAUUUCGCUCCCGGCACAGCUUCGAAUGACGGCAAUCGCAACGGGAAUGCGGAUCUCGCGGGCGCAGGAGAGGGCGUGAGGCGGAAUCGCAGCUUCUCGGAUCCGCAUAGGGGGGCGCUGACGUCGAGCUUGGCCGCGGGCAGGUGCGAACGUUAUAUGCCGGAUGUAACGGAGGAGCCGACAGCGAAACCGGCGGCUGGUCCGAGGGAGAAGGAGACGUCAAGGGUGCAGUUUCCCGAUGAAUCGGUGUCGGCGAGAAGGGAGGCGGGCGACAGGAGGCCGAUCAGUCAGCCGACGGCGAGUUUCUGGAGGCCCUUGAGGAGGGCGCGGACGAAUAUUGAAGGGAGAACGGAGAGAGAUCGUGGAGAGCAGGCCGUGGGCAAUGGACAUGCAGAGUACGAAGCGGAUUUGGUUGAUCUAUUGGAUCUUGUUGACCCAGAGGUCUCGACCCUGCAAACUCUCACCAAUGUGCAAAACUCCCUCUUCGUCCCUGAUCUUGGGAGAUACCUUAAUCGACGACCGACGUAUAAUCUGACCAGACGGCCUACGAAAGACGACAGCACGACAUCCAGCGAUGAUGAUACGGGCUUCAUGGUUGCCCCGAAAGACGAGGCGCGCCCAGCAGCGAGGAGGAUGGCAUCGGGUGCGACGCUGAAUACGAUAAGCUCUAAUGUGAAUGAGAAUUACUACGCGGUGCUACCGCACGGCGUUCGGCUUUCUGAUUGGAGCGAGGAAGAGAAAUUGGAACUGAAUGACCAUGUCAGGCAUAUGCUGCAUUCACGGCGUUCGAAAUUCAAGAGGAGCAUGAAGGGCUUCAAGCAAUACGUUUCGAAACCCCUUGGGUUUUUUGUCACUCUCUACGCGGUAUUAAUCACCGCCUUCGGACUCGCUUGGGUCCUCUUCUUGAUUGGCUGGGUCAAUGUCAGCGGCUCCCGCAAGGAAUACAUGAUCAACGUAAUCGACAACGUCCUCGUGGCCCUCUUCGCCAUAGUGGGUGACGGCCUGGCCCCCUUCCGCGCCGUAGACACUUACCACAUGUGCUUCAUCGCCCACUACCACCGCCUAACCUGGCGCCUGCGGCGGGAAAAAUCCCUCCCCAAGCUCGCCAACGAUUCAGACCUCCCCGCUGUCCAGCCCGAAGAAGUGCAAGACGUGGAGAAGCAAGAAUUUUCAGUCCUGAGCCCGGAGCAGGUUGAGAAGCUGCAGCACCACCAGCAGAAAUUCGCCAAGAGUCAUAGUUUCUACAAGCCCCACGAAACCUCCACCCAUUACGCGUUUCCCCUGUGGAUGCUAGUCGCGAUCGUGGUGUUGCUCGACUGCCACUCCAUCCUCCAAAUCUCACUAGGAUUGUGCACGUGGACCAUCUCCUACCACGUCCGGCCCUUCGCCCUCACGACGGUGAUCCUGUGCUGUAGUAUCACUGUCAACACCACGGCGGGCAUCCUGAUCACUGUCGGCGACCACAAGACGCGCAAGAAGGACGUGCGGGAGAGGAUGGUCCGACAAGACCUGACGGCCGACGCCAUCAGGAAGAUGGAGAAGAAGCGGCGGCACGAGCUCAAGAAGGCCGGACUCAUCCGCGACGGGGAGGAGGAGGAGAGCGCGCUUGAUGUCCCGGACUCGGAGGGGGAGGGGAAGAGGGAGAAGGAGGGAGAAAGCGAGCUGGUGAGGAGGAUUGAUCCUGGUGCUGACAGUUUGGUGAAGGCUAGUCGAAGUCUUAAGGGGAAGAGCGGGACAAGAGGCAAAGUGGAGAAUGGGGAGAAGGAUGUAGUAGUAGAGGGAGAAGGUAAGGAGGAAAGUAAAUAA